AUGCCGAGAACUAUAGUUGAGGCCGAGGCCUUGCUCCGAGAACACGUGGCUUCGGGACAUACCCUUGCUAGACUACUUGCGGCUGUUGUGAGCCGAGGUAGGGCUGCUUCUUGGGGACUUGAAGUGGCAAUGCCGAUCCCCAAUGAUCUCUGGAGGGGUGCACCGACAGUGCACAAGACCGUCUCCCGAGUUGGUGAUUGUGUCAACCAACGGGUUUUUCAAGUUGUGCUUCAUGGAGAUGGAGAUGAUCAAAAAAGGAAUCUCAUGGUGUCUCAAACAAUUGCAGCGAUCAUCAUCAAUGAUGCUCAAAGUAUCCGAGAAGUGAUACCAACCGCCAUUAACUAUGGGGCUCGGGGUAGUGCUAAUGAGAGCCCGAAUGCGCUGGGUAUAUCGGCUUGA
This is a messenger RNA of Ilex paraguariensis (yerba mate), 399 nucleotides long. The record is from the annotation of a GenBank genome assembly. Lineage: Eukaryota; Viridiplantae; Streptophyta; Magnoliopsida; Aquifoliales; Aquifoliaceae.